GUGAGAGUCUGUGAAUGGAAAAAUCAGGGUGCAUCUGUACUAUUGAAUUAAUGUAAUUAUUUUAGAGUCAUAGAAUAUGAAAGAACCCCAUCCAGGCUUAUUCUGUGCCAGUGCAGUAUUGGGCAAAUACAGUAUAUGCAUCCAUUCAUUUCUACUAAUGGGAAAACCUAUUUUCUUCCCAGUUAAACUGUCUUACAAAUAACACUUGCCCAUGGAAAAUGAAAAUCAUUUGAAGUAAAAGGUGCUUUUAUUUUCCUCUCUCCUUGGGCCUUUCCAUACUUCCCUUUAUCCCAGGACCUGAUCCCAGAUUAUCUGCUUUAAACUGGAAUAUAUGAGUCCACACUGCCAGAUAACCUGGGAUAAACAGAUAAUCUGGCAUCAGAUCCUGAGAUAUAGGGGUAGCGUGGAAGACCUCAUUGAGAUCAUAUACAGGUAAUAUUUAUACAGCCAAAUGUGUGUGGGUAGAUUAGGAAAAGUCAUACUAGGAUUUAAUUUUGCUGCGUGUUCCAAAAUAUACCAUUACUUUUUUUUUAGCCCAAGUAGAUGAAAUGGGCUACAGUUCUAAAACUAUGGGCCCUUCCACACAGCCAUAUAACCCAGAAUAUCAAGGCAGAUAAUCCACAAUAUCUGCUUUGAACUGGAUUAUCUGAGUCCACACUGCCAUAUAAUCAAGUUCAAUGGAGUACAGCUGUGUGGAAGGGGCCUAUGAGUGUAUUGUAUAUAUAGCAGAUUCUGUUUCAGUGGUUUGUUCUUGCUCUCCUGUGAUAUCUGUAUCCCCCUAGUAUUACUGUCAGAUUUGCAAACUUUCCCCCUGAAACACAUGCAUGGAGAGGCCAGCAGGCCUUGAGCUGGUACUGAACGUGAAAAGUGGGUUCUUGCACAAUUAAAAAUAGAAUAAAUCAUAAGAAGCCCAACUACACAUUGUUUGAAAACCUUCCUCUGAUGCAGUAGAGCCUGGCCGUCUUUUUCAUCAAGGAGAACUCUCAUGUCUUGGAAAGAACUACUCCAGGUUGUUAAAAAUCAAAAUAUUUACAUUUCAUUAGUUUAACUUCCUUCACAUUCUCAGAUAUGCCAAUAGAUCAGGUGUAUCUGGUGAGGAAAUUACAUAAAGUGGGUAGCUUUGGGCCUUCUGUUUGAUUUCAUGUAACCCUUAGACUAGUUUUAAAAGCUCGCUACAAGAUACAAGAUCUUGCUUCUGGCAAGAACAAUCUGAUCCACUGGCAGAGUGGAAAUGUGGGGAUACAAAGUGGCCCGACUCGCUUUUCACCCUACUCUUACCCACUCCUCAUUUCAGAUUUGACCUCUGCCAUUGUAUAGCACCAACUAGAUUAAACAUGAGGGCUAUAAACUUGAGAGAAAAACCAUAUCAUCCUAUGUCUAGUUUUAGUCGUCUCUGUUAUUCCUGAGGAAGGAGGAAAAUAUCCUUUAAGCUUUGUAAGGUCUCACCUAAGAUACCGGAUUUUGUCUGCAAUCCUACACCCAUUCCACUGGGAGUAAGCUCUAUUGAGCUCAAUGAGACUUACUUCUGAGUAGAAGAAAUGUAUAGGAUUGUUAAAAAUCAUAAUAUACCUUUUACCAAUGUAUCCAAUUCUGUUUUGCAGUCAAUGGGUAUCUUGGCUCCUGCAACUGCCCCAAGCAGACGAUUCCAGAAAAUUAGUCCUUCUAAAUUGAAUGUCGUAGUAGUGGUAGACGGGAACUGCAUCCUCCAAUACACCCAUCGUCAAUCACCUUGCUCCUGCCUUUCCGAUGGGGAGCCUCUCUUGCCCCGACACCCUCCACCAACUUAUGGGGCUGUGCCCCCCAGCCCCACUAUCCCCCGAGGACCAGCUUGUGGGCAAGAAGCCGGACCGCCCCCGUCCCGCAGGACUCGUGGACUCAGUGUCCGCUGUUGCACCAAAGCCUGCCUGGGGGACGAAGAGGAACACACUGACCGGCAUCUCCAUCGAGGGCCACCUUGCAGCCGUCUCACCCCAGUGCCCUUGCCCCGCAGCCCCUCCGGGCCAUGGUUUGGAGUGGGAUCACUCAGCGGGGGGCGGCCAGGAGCUCGUGUUGUGAAGAUCUGGGACCGGCAGCGAUGCCCUUUGCUGGAGGAAGGGGAUAUCAUCGCCAAGGUGAACGGAGCUGAUGUCCGAGACUUGAGUCCUGGAGAAGUGGAGAGUGUCUUGCAGGAGCACACGCGGACCGGUGACGUGAUCCUUCUGGUGGAGAGGAAAGGUCAUCACUCCAGGAGACAUACCCAGGAAAAUUGCACAUUUCCACGGGAAAACUUCUUGCCUGAUUCCUCUCACAAUAAGAGAGUUUCCCGGGAUGCUCCUAACCCCUGGGGAGGUCCCUCAGGAGACACUUUAGCUGUGACCAGUUUUGUGGGUCCCGAGCCCCGUGAUGUACUUGUGUGUCCUGCACAUUGUUCCCAGAGACCAAGGAGGCCCCGGCCAGCAGGAGGUGCUGGGGACCCCAUAGGAAGUGUGGAUGGUCCCCGAGAAGAGUACGGAUGCAGCAGCAGCACAGCCAUAGCAACAGAUGGAGGUGGAAUUAGCAAAGGAGCCAGCUCCCUGAUGCCCCAUCAGGAGGAAGGCCUCUCCCAUCAAGAAGACAGUGGGCUUUUGGCACGGUUGUCCCACACUGAUGUUGGGGGAGUCUUCCGGCAGGCAGGGAGCCGGGUGCGAAUGAAAAUCCGAAAUCGCAAAGACACAGGAAUUUCCAGCGAUUUGAACACCGCUGAUAUUGAUGUGGGUGAAUGUCCCCGGAGCCCCACCUACCGCCUCCCUCAGCUCCAGGAGAUGGGCCAAUAUUCGGUGGAGCUGUUCCGAGGACCCAAUGGCUUUGGCUUCAGUCUGCGAGGUGGAAGUGAAUAUAACAUGGAUAUCUAUGUCUUGGCUCUCAUGGAGGGUGGACCAGCCCAGCAGUGUGGCAAGAUCCAAGUGAGCGACCAGUUAGUAGAGAUCAAUGGGGAGUCUACGUCAGGAAUGACACAUGCGCAAGCUGUGGAGCACAUCCGCAAUGGAGGGAGCCGGAUACACCUGGUGCUGAAGAGAGGCAACGGAUUUGUUCCCGACUAUGACCGUGAGUACAGCCAGAGCCCCGCCAAGACACUGCAGGUGCCAGAAGCUGAGGACAGAGUCAGGCACCGACACCGGAGAUCAAACCCGGCUGGGGGCCCCCAAUACCAGGGACAGAGCCCUUGCGAUGGGGGUGGCCAGGAGACCUCACCCAGUGGCAGACAGCAGCUCCCCAAAGCACGCCCGUCUAGCCGGCUGCACCACGGAUCCGCCAAGGUUCAGGUCGAGGAAGAAGAAGACAGGGAAAGGGGCUGGAGACAGCGGGAGCCGGGGAAGAACUCAGAGGGCAAGGAUGAGAGCAGCAAGCUCCUUUCCCCCAGGCCGAGCCGGAAAUUACGCUCAGACCUGGUCCCUGGUCCCUGGCUGGUACCCAGUAAGGAACGCCUGUCCCGGGCUCUGUGGGGCGUCUGCAUGGGCCAGGGGGAGGAGGAAGAGCAGAAGGGAGAACCAGGAAGAGGAAAGAGCAUGGAGGUGAAAAGGCGAAGUUAGACUCAGCUCUCUGCAGCCACUGUUGGGAACUACUCAGUGCCUGGGGCAAUGGCACUGUCCAU
Anolis carolinensis (green anole) is the source of this 3610-nucleotide messenger RNA. Its product is annotated as membrane-associated guanylate kinase, WW and PDZ domain-containing protein 1. The transcript is spliced from 8 exons. The coding region runs from base 1539 to 3548 and encodes 669 amino acids. The record is from RefSeq and is a predicted model, not a curated record. Lineage: Eukaryota; Metazoa; Chordata; Lepidosauria; Squamata; Anolidae. Gene Ontology annotation, molecular function: protein binding. Gene Ontology annotation, cellular component: cytoplasm; cell-cell junction. Gene Ontology annotation, biological process: signal transduction.